This is a messenger RNA of Cydia pomonella (codling moth), 3127 nucleotides long. RefSeq names its product 28 kDa heat- and acid-stable phosphoprotein-like. Lineage: Eukaryota; Metazoa; Arthropoda; Insecta; Lepidoptera; Tortricidae. Gene Ontology annotation, molecular function: RNA binding. Gene Ontology annotation, cellular component: cytosol. The record is from RefSeq and is a predicted model, not a curated record. The transcript is spliced from 6 exons. The coding region runs from base 174 to 698 and encodes 174 amino acids.
GUUGACAGGUUCAAUUUAUUACUUUGGCUUAUCUGUGCUUUAGUUCCGGCAAGAACGUCAACUCUAAAUUUGUACGAUAUAAAAUUUGCUGACUAAAAUCUUCUAGCGCACUAAACGACCUAGUAAAAUUAUUUUAAUAUUAUUUAUCUUAAGUAUUUUUGUGUUAAUUCAACAUGCCACGUGGUAAAUACACCAACCACAAGGGCCGCAACCGCAAGUUCACCAGCCCCGAGGAGUUGGAAGAACAACGAAAGCAGGAGGAGUUGAAACAAAAAUGGAGAAAGGAGCAUGGUGGAGAUGAGAGCUCCAGUGAGGAAGAAUCAGCGGAUAACAAAUCAGGCUCGGGCAGCAGUGACGAAAGUGACUCAGAUGAAGAUCAUCCCACAAAAGCAAAGGGAGUCUCUGGUUUAAUUGAAGUAGAAAAUCCCAACAGAGUGGUGAAGAAGAACAAGAAAUUGUCCAACUUGAAUACCUCUUUAGGAGAAGGAGAAAAACCUCAGUUGUCUAGACGCGAGCGCGAGGAGAUCGAGCGCGCGCGCGCGGCGGCGGCGUACCAGAAGGCGCACGCGGAGGGCAAGACCGAGCAGGCGCGCGCCGACCUGGCGCGCCUCGCCAUCAUCCGCCAGCAGCGCGAGGAGGCCGCCAAGAAGCGCGAGGCCGACAAGAAGGCCAAGGACGAGGGGCCCAAGAAGAGGUAGACAAACAAACUCCCAAGUAGGUCGCAUAACUAACAUCUUUUGCAAUUAUACAUGCUCAUAAUAUCAAACUUGGCACCUUACAAUCUUGAUUUCCUGCAGUCCUAGGUGAUUGCAUGAAUUGUGUUAUGAAGACAACAUAAGGCAUGUCUUGUUUAAUAGAAAAGUUUUAUCUUGUCUUUAUAAGUGCGAUAAACGCGAUUAUGCCCCUCGAAGACGGAAAAAGGCGAAAUAUCCCAUGAGCAUCUGCUACGGGAGUCACCACACUUAUCGACUCGACAUAGGCGAACAAAUAUUUUUGACCAGCCGUCGCACCGGCGACGAUAAGCGAGAAGUUAGUGGCAGUAGUAAGCAACAACAAAAAUAUAUCAUCUACAUCUUCAUAUACGUAUCUUCUGCGAAAAAGUUCUCAUACACUUGUAAAUUUGUAACUAGUGGGGAAAUAGUAAUUUCUUUAAUAAUAAAAAAACAGCCUAUAUACGUCCCACUGCUGGGCACAGGCCUCAUGCGCGAGAGGGCUUGGGCUAUAGUCCCCACGCUAGCCUAAUGCGAUUGGGGACUUUACACCUUUGAAUUUCUUCGCAGAUUUCUUUAAUUAAAUGCAAUAAAAAUAUUUCUGUUUCAUUCCGUUAUACAUAAUGCAGCGUCCUUAUUUACAUUACUGAAAUUACGAUUCUAAGUCACUAUUAUAUCCUAUCUGCGUGGCUCUAAUCACGUUCUUGAAAAAACCGAUAAAUUAGUGAUAUAUGAGCCGCUUCGACGUCGAAAAGUGUGUUGAUUCCCUAAUGUGACGUAAGGAAUUGUCUAAUGAUACUUAUCAUGCAUAAUAUACAUUAUAUUUAUUGACCCAGUUUGAUUCUGUGAGACUGUCGUAGUUAUAGUUACAGUUUUUUUGAUGUAUAAAUUUCACAUUUCCAUUGUACUUCCAUUUGAAUUUACCACAAUAUGACAGGAAUAAAAGCAAUAAUUUAGAUUUAUAUAACACACGUUCUCAAUAUUUGUUGUGCUUAUAGAUAUCCCGUUUCGGUGUAGGUAGCAAUUCAGUACAGUUGGCGAAAAUAUAAAAGUAACGAUUAAUAAUUAAAAUAUUACUUCAACAGUCAUGGACAGAAGUCCUUUUGCACAUAGCCUUUUGCUACUUAUAUAUAAAAUAAUCAAUUGUGUAACACGCACUGCCAAUUUCAAGCGAGUGACCAAUAGUAAUAAGGUUUUGCAAUCUGCUGAUAUGUCUUAAGAUUCCGUGAGGUCCGUGCGUCCAUAAUAAAUUUCACAAUGUUUUGCCAGAAAAUGGGACUGUAUUAAGUUUUGUACGUCUAUUGUAUUGUAAAAUUGUGUUGUGUCAGGUCUAUGUAAACAUUCAGCAUUUGGAAUUAUUGAGUUACUUUGGUUCUGAAAAUGAUGUAUUUUUUGUUUCUUUGACACUAAGAGUGCACAAGCCUAAUGCAUUGUGAAACGUUUGUCUUUUUAAAUACUCGUUCGUGUUUUAAACUACUGUCAGUCAAUAAUUUGCUCUCCGCACUUUUAUCUAAAAUAGCUAUAAUUGGUGUUACUGUGACAUUUGAGUUUUGGGAACGUAUUGAUAAAUAUUUUAUCUGCCUGGGUAUACACAGAAAGUCUAAACGAAGUGCUCGUCCUGUACCCGAAAGUUAAGCUACUGGAUUUCUUUGUUGUGGCUGACAUCGCCCGGAAUCGGUCCUGACGUAGUUUUCGGAAGUAUCGAAAUUGUGGACAUUUGAAUCAUUAACGUUCUUAAAUUGUCGGAAACAAAAAAGAAAAUGUAAUCACUAAAUCUUUGUAUGACCUGCGUUAUUGAAUCUGGCGAUUUUUAAAGUUAUUUUUGACCUGUCAAUUCAAUACACAUGUGUAUUGUUUAUCUGUUAUUUGCAAUUUGCAUGAUGAGAACAGACAUGUUCUAUGUGUACCUAUAGCUUUUUAAAGUUUGAAUGUCGCAACAAUAAAAUUAUGAAUUUCAUUUACAAUAAGUCUUUUAAAAUACUUACGAAUUUAUUUGCACUCUGACUUAUUUUUCUGAAACUUAUUUUAGACUGCAUAUAAUGAACUUCCUUUUAAAAUUAUGCAUCAGAAGGCCGUUCUCAACUGUACAAUAAGUUAUGGUAAGUACUGAUUUCAUGUCAUUAGUUAAUGAAUUUUGCAAUUUUUAAAUAUUAAUUAUGUAUAAUUACAUUUUAUUGUUGAUUCUAACAUUCAUAUAGUUUGUGUACUCUUUCAUACGAUUAUUAUAAAAUUGAGGUGUUACGAUAUUGAAUAGAUAUUGUGUACAUUGAGGGUACGUUAUAUUUAUCUAUAUUUACAAAUCCACCAGAUAGUAACUAUGUAUGAAAUUGCUUAGGUAUAAUUUAUUAGAUAGUCUUACUAGACAAUUUUAUAUGCAAUGUGUAUAUCUAUACAAUAAAUUGAAAAUUAUGAAUGUA